AUGUCUUCUGAAGUACGAGCUGGAACUUCGAGAUCAGCCUCUAGUACUUCCAAAACUUGGAUAAAUGCAUACCUCGUUUUAUACAAUGUCGCCUCCUGGAUCGGUUGGGCCUACGUUCUUGGCUCAACUUUAUCGACGUUAGCGCAAAAUAAUGUGGAUUAUACAAUUGUGUAUGAUCGAAUUGGGUGGUCACUAGCAAUUGUGCAAACCGGCGCUAUUUUGGAG
Molecule: messenger RNA, 225 nt
Organism: Acaulospora colombiana
Lineage: Eukaryota; Fungi; Glomeromycota; Glomeromycetes; Diversisporales; Acaulosporaceae
Source: the annotation of a GenBank genome assembly